AUGGGCAUGGUGAUGAAAAAUGCCAGAAUAAAUCCCAUGGAGGGAGCAGUGAGCAGGAGGAAAAAGAAGAAAAUAAACAGCAGUCAGUGCUCAAAAUCUUGUGGUGAAGGAAUUAGAUCUCGUGCUGUCACCUGCCAUGCUGUAAAUAUCUAUGGUUGGGUUGAUCCUAAACCAUUAAAAAACCCAAAAGGUUUCUGCCUAAUGUCUCGACGUCCUAGACAGACUGAAAAAUGUAAUUAUGGUCAUUGUUCUGAUGGAUUUGUCUGGAGGCCUGAUCCCUGGCUUCAGUGUGAAGGAAGAUGUCAAAAUGCUAAACAGAAAAGAAAACUGCGUUGUUAUACUCUUCAAGGACAGAAAGUUCCUAACAAUAAAUGUAAUCCUUCAAUGAAACCUCAGAAAAGGAGACGGUGCUCUAACUCACCUAAAUGUCAUCCUGAAAGUUGCUUAGAUUUUCAUAAUUUGCAAAAUAGAAGAGAUGAUGGUGAUUAUCAAAUUUAUAUCAAAGGGAAAAUAAUAACUGUAUACUGUCAUGGCAUGAAUACUCAAAAUCCUCAAGAAUAUAUAAAUCUAACUGAACGUAAUUUCGCAGUCAUAUAUUCAUCUGCUUUAAAUUUCAAGUUUACCAGUAGUGACAGUUGUCUUUCGAAUGAUGUAACCUAUGAAUGUGAUUGUAGCCGAAAUGACUAUGGUUACACAGAGUAUUUUAAAGUUGCUCUAAAUCGUACAAGUUUAACUCUAAUAACUGAUGACUUUACAUUUAGUACUACAUAUUAUGGUAAGCCUGUGCCAUAUGCAACAGCUGGAGAUUGUUUCAGAAGACCAACUUGUCCUCAAGGGGCGUUUUCUGUCUCUCUUAAAGGUACUGACUUUUAUGUUACAUCAAGUGCUAAAUGGAUGUCAAAGUCUGGAAGUAUACAUGCAACUAUCCAUAGAACAGAAAAUGAUCAAGUUAUUCAUGGAAAAUGUGGAGGGUUUUGUGAUACAUGCGGUCCUGAUCCUACACUUGGCCUUGCAUUAGAUGUCUUCAUGUUUACAUGAUGGUCAAGAAACUAGCUAUUCUCUACAUCAGUAUUCUUCAUAUAACAUUAUUUUCAUUAAUGAAUGCAUUGUACAUAUACAUGAGAUCUCAUUUAAAUUGUUGUGAACAUUCUUUUUAGUGGAAAUGCAUUAAACUGAUUAUUUUUUGCACUGUGCAUCAUACUUAAUAAAAUGUACUGCAAAGAGUGUCUCAUUGAAAUGAAGUAAAUGAAAAGAUCAAGCAUAUAAUUAAUAAAGUUUCACGAUUUGAACUUUUCUGUUUAUCAUUGUUACAAAAUUGAUUUUAGAAACUUUUUAAAUUAGAUGUUGAUGCAGUUUUCUGAUUUUUAUACUUAUUAUAUUUGCUAAUGAAACUUUCAUAUUUUCAUAUAUUAUGUAUAAGAAUUUAGCUAACAUCUAAAUUUGGUGAAGUAACCUGCAGUAUUUUAAAAAAUCUAGUUUGUCACAUGUCAUUUGUUAUGUUCAUGAUUGCUAAUGUAUUGUUUAAUUAUACAUUUUAGAAAAAUAAGGAGAGACUUGUAUGUGGACUUCACAUUAGUAGAAAUGUUUUGAAAUUAUGUAAUUUUGAAAAAUAAUGAAGUUGUAUUUUUUAUGUAAAAUUACAAGAAAGGUAAAAUGAACUAACGUGCUUUAUGUGGUGUCUUGUCAUCUAGAUAUUUUUUAAUUAUUUACAUGAAAAUUUACUGCUGUUGAAAACUGCAUCAGGUAUGAGUAUUUUUUCAAAUGUCCUCGUAGUUCUUCAUGUUGUUAGUGUAUUAUGCUGCACUUUUGUGAAAUUAUGUGCAUUUAGCCCCCAGCAUUUAAUAAAAGGAAAUAUAAAAUUACAGCACAGUUACAUAUUUCAUUAACAUGAUAAAAUAUUUCAGUACGAGAUGUAUUUUUAAUCAAUAUAUUAUAGUCCAUGUAAUAAUGUUUUUUUAAAUAUUAAAGGUUGUUCAUAUGAAAUAAAUAAACAGUUAUAAGGUAAAAUUUUCAUUCAACGUAAUGCAUUAUUGAUCUGAAAUAAGUAAAUUUUAGCAUAUCUUAAAUCAUUUAUUAAAAGUCAUUUUAUAUUAUGUGUAAUUAUGAAAUUAAGCAUUUCACCAACAUGUUUCAUGUAUUUCAGCAUCAAUUAACUUUCUGUGAUUUUAUUGAAGUAAAGCAGCUUGGCAAAUAUCAUUCUUAUGUGCUGUUUUUGCUAUUAGAAUUAGAAUUUAUGUUAUCCAAAAUUUGAACCUAUACUCAUUCUGUUAUAACAAUGAAUCAAUUAUUUGUUAAUUUUUGUUUUUGCAAAUUGAUAUGUAUUGUUUGGAUUAUUUAUUACCUAUAGUUAAUGUUAAGAAUGGGAUUUCAAAGAACAACUAAAGAGGAACAGAUUGUUUUAAAUGAGCAAAAUCUUUGCUUAAGUAUAUUUUAUUAUCUCUGUUGAUUUAAGUUCCCAAAUCUUGAAUUAUGUCAUAGUCAUGUUAGAAACACAUUCUGAAGCUUAUUCUAUAUCCUAAAUUGUACUUUUUUUUUAUUUGCAUAGCUGCUAAAAUAUAUCCAGAGCUUGUAAAUACAGUGUUUUGUGGUGUGCGAAAGUUUCAAGUAAUGUAUCCCCCUUUUACACGGUCUACCUCACUUUAUGAGAUAAUAUAAUGUUAUUUAUUUACUUACCAUUAUUUUUCAAUCUGUGAAAAGGAGGAAAUCUCAUGUUUUAGCUUUUUGAAUUCUCCCGCACUGCCAUUUUUCUAUCAUUUCAUAUUUUUUAAAGCAUGUGAAGUUGUGAUGUUCAUUUGGCUGCCAAGCAACUGUCAUAGUUAAUGUCAUUAUUGUCUUGACUGUACAUAGGGGAAAACGACACUGCCAAAAUUUUGCUCAUGCAGUGAGGACCAACUGUGUAUGUACGUAUUAUAUAUAUGUGUGAGUGUGUGUAUAUAUGUGUAUAUAUAUGUGUGUGUAUCUUUGUGUGCAUAUAUAUGUAUAUGCACACUCAUACACUUGUGUUUGCACAUGUCUUAGGGUAUAUAUGAACCCAUUCAAAGGCAAUGCUUCUGCUUUCUUUUCAUAAUUUUAAAAAUAUGCUGUAAUAUUAAGCACUUAAGAGAAUUUAUUUAACACAUGCAUAUACAUACACAAAUAAUUUGAAGCAUGAUCUUGUAUUUUAUGUAAUAUAUGUUUUCCAUACUAUUUUUAUUCUGAAUUUUUGAAAUGCAGUGAGAUCUGAAUAAAUGAUUGCACUAAAUUUAUGUUAAAAUGCCUUUUGGUAUCUUCUCCCCCUUUUUUUGGGGGGGGGCUUUAAACAGCAUACCUGUUAAUAAUGUUAUAAACAAAUUUACAAUUAUAUUAAUUUAACAACUGGUAUUAAAUCAUUUCUCAUUCAAAGGUUUGAGAAAUGAAUUAUUUAGAAAAUGUAUUUUGCUAUUUAAACUUCUAAAUAUUGUCCUCUUUGAUAAGAAAAUUGUUGAAUUUUUUGCUUUAUUAUUUUCUUUGUUUUAAACUUAUGAGAAGUUUUUAUCUUGAUUAAUUCAGCAUUACAACAUUUGUUACCAUUUCCAUGUUUUUGAGAAGGUUUAUAGAUAUAUAUAAACCUUUUUUUAUAUGUAUAUUAUAAGAUUGAGUUCAAAAGGAACAGAAAUUUAGAUUAUCCUAUCUGAGAAAAAAGAUGUAGGAUAAAAAUUAAAUGUCUUAAUAGUAAAAGUGAAAAUUUUUUAGAGUGAUCACAUAUGUCAAGUUAAGCUUUUUGUACGGGAAGUUAAGACUUAUUAUAAGAGUGGUGUAAUCAUUAAAAUUAACAUAAGAGAAGCAAUGAAACAUGAUAAAAAGAAUAAUUUAAUAACCCCUAUUUAAUGUUUCAAACAGAGCUUGUCAAGGGUUAAGUAUUUGAAACACCAAACUGGGACAAUUGAUGAGUGUCGAACACAUAUAUUGUUCCUCUCAACAAUGUAAGACUUUAAACUGUUUUAAAUAAAUUUCCAUUUUUAUAAAGUUAUAUUUCAUAUAGUCUCACUAUUGCUGUCAAGCUUCUCUAACAAGCCAUUCAUACACUGAGAAUAAAACACAUGAAAAUCUUUUUGAUGUGUAAUAAAAGAAAAACUAGUAGAAGUGUAACAGAAAAACUUCCAAAACUUCAUUUACUUAUUCAUAUAAGUUAUUCAACAUUUUUCGAAUAAUGCCACGUACAAGUAAAAAAAGGCUGCUGUCUCAAAAACUUAAAAGUCCUGUCUUAUUUUAUUAAUAAGCAAUGGGCGAAAAAAGGAAAAAAAAUUUAUCUAUUUUGGUGCUGAAAAAGUAGAGCAAGCAUAUAAAAUGAAACAGAAAAGUUAAAAGCUGAAAAAGAGCUUAUUAUUGUCGUUCUUGAGGUUCACCUCAUAUAGCUGAAUAAACUUAAUAGGAAUGCAUGUACAAAUGCAGGUUGCCAGACUCUAUGUUAGCAACUCGGCUUGACAGGGUUACCAUAUCAAGAAUAUAUAUACAUACAUGCAGGUACAUUCGUUUAGAUUUUUUAACAAUGUCACUAUAUCCUAAUAUUUUAAACUGAAUUGUAUGGGAAGAAUGCAUUAUACACAGCUUUUCCUCAAAGUUAUUUUAAGAGAAUGAUGCACUUAAGACUUUUUUUUAAAAAGUUGAAUCUAACUUUGUGCAUAUCUUUCUGUAAUACAAAAAUAUGUAUGAAUGCAAAAUAUUGUAUAAUUUCCUUUUUGACAGUAAUAAUUAGGAUGGAAAUAAAUAGUGAAAAAUUCCUAUUUAGUUCUUUUGAAAUGUUACACAUAGAUACCACUUAUAUAUAAUUUUUUAGCAUUUGAAAGAGGCCAUGGGAUUACAACUGCUUCAGCAGAAGACCGUUGUUUGUAAAUGUGAAAUAGAUAUUUGUUUGCAAAAUUUUUUCCUGUAGCAAAUUGCUUGAAAGAAAUUGGAACAUAAAAAUUCAAAAAUGAGCAAAGAACAAGUAAUUUAUUUGGUCAAGUUCCCAGGUUUAUUCCUAAGGAACUUAUAAAAGAUACUGUUUGACAGUCUCCAAAGAUACUGUUUGACAGUCUCCAAAGAAGUCAACUCCAGGCCAUUCAGAGAAUUUUGAGUUAACCUGAAGAGAUGAAAUUCAGAAAGAAAUUUAGAGAGGGCAAUGAACAUGGCACGUGACGCAGAAAUUCUCAACAAUGUUCAAUAAGUUUUUGUCUGAUAUUCAUUGAAAUUUGGGGCCGAACAUUGUGAUGAUGGAAGACAUCUCGAAGAUUGGUCAGUUCUGGGCUUUAAUUUUGUUUUUUAAAACUGCCAUUUGGGGGCAAUAUUUUUCUGAAUUUAUUGUCUGAUUUGGUGGCAAGAAUUCGUAGUAUAUAAUUCCUUUGUAGGCCUACAAUACACAAAGCAAUACUUUUUGGGAUUGCGGUUCCCAUCUUGAUGCUGUUAAGAGAGGUUCUUUGGCUUAUCCCAUGAUCUUCCUCCUGUAAUAUUAUUUAGUACCCAUUUCUCAUCUCCUAUUAUGAGCCAUUUGAAAAAGGAAACUUAUUUGGUUUUUUUAACAAAGAAUUGCAUGCCAAAACUCGAGCAAGUAUAUUCUGCUUUGUUAUAGUAUGGGAUUCCUAUACAUUGUAACAACUUGUACUCAAUCUUCUUUUAAUGAUCUUGACUGCACUCCUUGGAAUAUUUAGUCCCUUGGACAGUUCCUGAACUUUAUAACUUGAAUUUUCAGUGAUAAGUUCAUUUUCUUUGUUUAGAGAGGAUGUCGUCCGAUGUGGUUAUCAUGAUCGAGGCAGAAAUAUCCAGGCUUUAGCUUCUGAAACCACCCUCAAACUGCAUCAUCAGAAACAGCACUCUUUCCAAACAUAGCACAAAUUUAGGAGACGUCUGACUGGCACUUUUUUUUCCUUUUUUGGAAUAAAAAUGCUUAAUAUGACGAAAAUAAACUUUUAGUUUCUUCAUUCUUAGCACUGCACUGAAAGAAAAGUUAUGCUGCAUGCUAGAAUUAUCUAACAUGAGCAGAAACAAAUGUAUUUCAGCUUCAUCUUCAAUCUAGUAUCAGAAGUAAGAAAAUAAUUAGAAGAAAACGUGCUUUGAUUUGAAAAACUGCAUAACUUUAAGAAUGGCCGAAUAUAUUUUAUAAUAAAUGUUCUUAGUAAAUAAAUUUAUUCUCUUAGCCUAUUCAUAUGGCUUAAGUUGAAUGUUUCAACUAAUAGUACAUAAGUGUGGCAGGAUUUCGAUUACUCUGAAUAACGUCAGUGUUGGUAAUCUGAAUGAUUUUUUAGAUUUCAAAAUGUAAUUAAUCUUGCAGGUGUAGUAGAUUCCAUCAGUUUGUUUAUAUGCUUUCAGUUUUCAUAAAAUGGAUUUGAAUACAUUAAGAAACUAGCAAUAUAUCUAGAUGUCAGUCGCACAUAAUAUUUAGCUAGUCUUUCGUGGAUCUGCAAUAUUGUUGAUUUUACUAAACCAAACGCUAAGUUCUUUUUCAUGUUUUCCCUUUUAAAAUAUGUAAGGAAACAGUUUUAAUCUGUGGCUGUUUCUUCAGCAUUGUUACAUAGCAAAAUAGCUUUCAUUACCAGUAGUAGCAUUUUAUGGUAUGUAAAAAAUGGACUUAUUUUUUCCAAUUACAUUCUCAGUUUACAGAAAGAAAGGAAUCAUGUUAGUUACUUUCAUGCAAAUGUGGCCACUUGAAAAUGGGCAGUUCAAACAUUUAUGGGAUCAUUAUCAACAAGUUAGACAAAGGAAGAUAGAGAAGUUUAUUGAUAUGGUAGAUGAAAUAAUGGGUAACAUCAUAUUUAAAGUUAUCUGACACAUGGAUUUUACCAAUGCACACUGAUUUUAAAAACUCAAAUUCUGAUUUGAAAUAUGCACUGUUUUUUUAAUUUGUUCUGGUUAAAAUAUUGAGUAGUCCACACAGUGUUCAUUUCGUGAAAGGAGUUUUCAAUCUUUUCUUAGAAUCCCUUUUUCUCUACAUAAGUGUUUAUUUCAGAAGUCUUAUCCAAAUAAUAUUUUUAUAGUUCUGCUGAUUAAAAAUUAUUUUUUUGGGGGGUUCUUUUAUUUUUAUAAAGCAUUGUCUGACAGAUCCUUUAGUUUUGAAUGAUUAUGACAAGCUUCUUGCCUUAAACAUAUUUUGUUUUUGCUUUUGAAAUCUACCCAGAUCCUGCAGUCAUUGUUAUCUGAUAUUUGCCCCGCUUCAGUCCAAAGCCUAAGAACUAUUACAGAAUACGUUUUUUAAAAUCAAAAAAGUAUCGAAUAUAAAAUGUUGAAAGUUAUUCAAUUUCCGAUAAAAAAUAUGCCCUUUUAUAUUAAUUUUUUAAAGAAAAAUCUGUUAAAAAUCUUUGCCUUCCCUCCAUAUGGGACUAUCUCUUUAAUGCAAUGUUUGAUAUUAAUUGAUAUGUAUUCAUAUCAAUAUCAAAUUUAUACAAAUAAAUUUGUAUUAUAUUAAUUAUUAAUUUAAUAUACAAAAUCUGAUCCUUUCACUUAUACUAAAUUCUCUAUCCUGUUUCGGAUAUCUUAUUAAACUCUUUCUAUUAAUGCAGUGUCUGACAUAAAGUCAUUUAAUAAUCAUUUUCCGAAAAAUUUUCAGAAUUCAGGUCGACAGAAUAGAUUACUUUGAUUUAUAUGGAGAAGAAAGAUACCAGUGUAAAUUUAGACAAAAAAUAUAUAGUCAGAGUCAAAUUUUAUUAAAAAUCUGACCAAUCUAAAUUUUUCCUUAAUUUUAUUUUGGUUCGUUCUAUUUUCAUCAUUAUAAUAAGAAAAUAAUUAUUUGUUUGCAGAUGAAUUUUUAUGAAGAUGUGUGUGUAUAAUUAAUUCUACAACCAGAAUUAUUUCCUAGCUUUGUAGUUUUCAAACUUGUGUUUUAAAGUAUAAUUUAAAAAUAAUUUUUUUUUUAAAUAUGGAGUACAGCUAAAGGAUAUUUGUAUUACAGUAGAAGAAAUGGAAGUUUAGACAUUUUAAAAAUUAAUAGGAAGUAAUUUUGCUCAGAAUAUUUAAAAAAGUCUUUCCCCCCCCUCACAAGGAAAUAUAUUUUAGGGUUAUUAUUUGUGACACAUAUAGGAACUAAGUAAAAUGUUACCUUUAUCAAUUCAUUUUAAAUUGGAAAUGCAUUCUAUUCUAAAUCAUGGGCAAAUUAAUUUUGUAUUCAAAUUUAGGUAACUAGUUUCAAGCUGGCAAUCUUGAAACAAAUAGUUAAGAUCAUUUAUUUAAAUAAAAAUUUAAGCAUAUGCUUCAUUUAAAUUGCAUUUACAUUUUUUAUAAUUAUAACAUCAAAUGGUCGCAUGAAUAUUUUAAAGUUUUGUGUCUAAAAAUAAUUAUAAUACACUUUCACGUCCCUUUUAGUGCAUACUUAACUGGGUGGAGAUUUGAUUUUUUAUCUUAGUAAUUUCACAUAUAAACACCAGACUACGUUUAUAAACUUUUAAAGAAUUUUAUUAUGCAACAGACUGCAUCGAAAGCUGUUUUGUUGUAUUUCUAAUAGUUUAUACAAGAUACAAUAACUGUAUUAUUAUAUGGUAUUAAGUAUUCAUCAGUUAUGUAUCAAUUGUUCAGUAUUAAUAAACGGAACUGAAACAUAUUUCUAAAAUGCUUAAGAUUUCUGUAUGCGGUUAUUCUUAAAUACAUAUAUUGAACUUGGCAUACAGUGUUUAGAAAUAUUUUCGUGCAUUAUUUCUGUUUAAUGCAUUACAUUUUACUCGGUUUGCUAACAUUUCAUCAUUUUAGAAUCAUUAAUUUCGGUAAGGUGGUUAAAUAUAAUCAUUAAAUACAUACAUUUGUAAUAGAUUUCAUGUUAUACUUUUUUUGUUACGCAAAUCUGUCAUGCUUAGACAAAUUCGGAUAAAUUGUAUAUUCUACAAGAUUAAUAUGCAACAUUUUUGGUAAUAUAUUUUUUAAUGUGCAUGUAGUUAACUUCCGCUCCCUAAAUUAUUGUUCAUAUAAGUUUAUCAGUAUCAAAUAAAUUACUAUAAAAUAAUUCUUUACUAGUUUUGCUCUACAGACCUUACUGAGAGACAGUUGCUUUACAGGCAUAUUCUUAACAAAAUAUUGAAAAAAGUACAUCCUAUCUCGUACAUGUACGUUAAGAUACAAAAUUUGAAAGUUAUGAAUUUAACAUAAAAUAAUUCAGAGUGAAAAUGCUUUUGUUAAAAUCGAUUAGUAUAUUAAACAGUAGUUUCAUUUUUUUUAUUAAAAAAAUUACAUUUCAUUUGAUUGUACUUCCACAUCUACAGUGAACUCUACAGCCGACCAGAUGCUUCCUUUCCUGUAGCACAGGAAACAGAGGUUAUUUUUGUAAGCAUAAAAACAGCGAUUGCCUUGGGUUUAAGAAAAGGUGAGCUAUUCUUUAAGCCCAUUAAAUUUUUUUUACACUUUUGACUACAGUUAUAAUUUAAUUUUAAAUGAAAUUAAAUUCUUAUCUCCUCCUUUUGUGUCAUGGACUCCUAGAAAUCAUUGGUGGAUUCCCAAAGAAUCUGUAUAUUUUGAGUUACGACACCCUGUUAUAAUUUCUUGAAAUUUUCUGCACAUGUACAGAUGUUUUGAAGCACAUUCGGGAAUUCUUAGAUCCACCUUUUCUAAAUUUAACUAGUUAAUUAGUGUGUAUACUUAAUCUGUGUUACUUCUGUGGAGAAAAGGUAUUUCAUUCUCCAUAAAUAUUUGUUAAAGAACAUUCAAAGUUGAACUAGUCCACCAUUUCCUUUUGAACAAAUAAUUUUAAAUACAAUUUUGUGAGUAACUGAGAUUUCCCCAUUAUAAUGAUCUUAUAUUUUUGAAUUAAUCUAGACUAGUUACAUAAGGUUAAAAAGUUUCUAAUUAUAUGUCAAGUGGAAUUCUUCGCAAUAAAGCCAAAGUUAAUGUUAGAAAAUUAUUGUUUCAAAUUAUACUGUGGAAAAGAAUGAAAAUAGGUAUUGUAACCUUGGGAGCUGUCUUGGAAAAUAAGAUUGCUCAAUUGUUAGUAAUGUAUUGUUUGUUCAAAAGUGUAAUAAAAUUUGUAUAUAAAUUUUGCUA
Molecule: messenger RNA, 9951 nt
Organism: Stegodyphus dumicola
Lineage: Eukaryota; Metazoa; Arthropoda; Arachnida; Araneae; Eresidae
Product: A disintegrin and metalloproteinase with thrombospondin motifs 9-like
Biological process (GO): extracellular matrix organization; proteolysis
Cellular component (GO): extracellular matrix
Molecular function (GO): zinc ion binding; metalloendopeptidase activity
Source: RefSeq, a predicted model, not a curated record